Messenger RNA from Neoarius graeffei (lesser salmon catfish), 3111 nucleotides. It is a transcript of the gene taf7, whose product is annotated as TAF7 RNA polymerase II, TATA box binding protein (TBP)-associated factor. Gene Ontology annotation, cellular component: transcription factor TFIID complex. The record is from RefSeq and is a predicted model, not a curated record. Gene Ontology annotation, molecular function: RNA polymerase II general transcription initiation factor activity. Gene Ontology annotation, biological process: RNA polymerase II preinitiation complex assembly; transcription initiation at RNA polymerase II promoter. NCBI's taxonomy places the organism in Eukaryota, Metazoa, Chordata, Actinopteri, Siluriformes, Ariidae. The transcript is spliced from 13 exons. Bases 441 to 1529 code for a protein of 362 amino acids.
GUAAAUACCAGCGCGACGGACUAGUGUCCGAAAGUGUUUGGUUUUUUUUUGUUUGUUUGUUUGUUUUACCAAUGAGCUCACGAUAUAGUCCUCUAUAUAGUAAUUCCCUAUAUAGGGAGUAGUGAACGAGUGAGCGAUUUCGGACACAGAUACGAGUUCUCCAGAUUUGUAGAGUUCAGUGGGCUAUAGCUACGUAAGAUAUUUUACGUAGAGAGCAGUCGCUGUAGCUGGGACUUUCUUGCUCUAGUAUAGAUCGUGUGUUUCCUGUCUAGAGUGAAGAGCCAAUUUUGCAGCUGUUUGUGGCCAGAUUCUCGCAAGAAACCGAGUUUAUUUUAGUAAUUUAGUCUCGCUAGGUAACUGGCCAGGAUUGACGAAUAAAUUCCUGCUAUUUACCAUACAGGAGGAAGAUUAUCAACUUAAGUUUCGUACAGGAUAAGAUUAUGGCAUCUAAAACCAAAGCUGGAAAAGUUAAUUCCAAAAGCAAGGAAGAUGCUCCUCAUGAGCUGGAAAGCCAGUUUGUUCUGCGGCUACCUCAGGAGUAUGCCUCCACAGUGAGACGAAUUGCCCAGUCUGGCAGCAUGAAUCUUAAGGACAGACUCACCAUAGAGUUGCAUGCUGAUGGUCGUCACGGAAUUGUUAGAGUGGACCGUGUUCCUUUAGCUUGUAAAUUGGUAGAUUUGCCAUGCAUUCUGGAGUCCUUAAAAACAGUUGACAAGAAGACCUUUUAUAAGACUGCUGAUGUCUGUCAGAUGUUGGUGUGUACUUUGGAUGGAGACCUUUACCCUCCUCUAGAGGAGCCCACUGGGACUGUAGACUCUAAAACCAAGAAAAAGGAUAAGGACAAAGACAAGAAGUUCAUCUGGAAUCAUGGCAUUACCUGCCCUCUGAAGAACACACGAAAAAGGCGAUUUAGGAAGACUGCGAAGAAGAAGUACAUUGAGUCCCCAGAUGUAGAAAAAGAGGUGAAGAGGCUCCUAAGCACAGAUGCUGAAGCUGUCAGUGUUCGAUGGGAGGUGAUUGCUGAGGAUGAGACAAAAGAAGCCGAUAAUAAUUUAUCGCUGUCCAAUUUGGACUCCUCACCUGGAACCUCUGGACACAAGGGGCAUGAUUCUUCAGUGCCACGAGAUGAGUUGCGGGAGAUAUUUAAUGACAUCAGCAGUAGCAGUGAAGAUGACGACGAUGAUGGUGACAGACAUGAAGACGAAGACCUCAACAUCAUUGACACGGAGGAUGACCUGGUGGGUCAUCUCAACGAGAAGCUUAACGAGUCUGAUGGGGGAAGAGAUGAAAACAAUAGGAACAACCAAAUAGUGAUGGAUUAUCAGAUGCAAAUCAACAAUCUCAAGGCCAAACUGCAGGAGACACGAGCACGCAAAAAGCAACAGGAGGAUCUGAUCAUGAAAGUGGAAAACCAGGCGCUAAAGACCCGCUUUCAGGCUCUGCUGAAUGACUUUAUCCAUCAAGAAGAGCGUGAAAUGGAAAAGCUGGCUUCCCUGCAGGAGCAGCUGGAUUCACUGAUGGAGAAAUGACCAACAGGGGGCAUCACAAUCCGAACUCACCGCUGAAUGAACAGUGCUAGAAACAAGAGUGCUAUUGCUAAAUUAAGUUAGUUUAGUGGCGUUAUUAAAUAUCAAUCUAGACUUAACUCUGCCUGUGGUGGUUUUAUCUUGAUGGACUGUUUUUGGUUGCACAUGAAAGGUGGGGUGUAGUAUGUGUUUUUAAUGAAUUUUGUGAUUUAAUGAAUUAUUUGUUGAUUUAAAUAAAUGUUUUGAAAGUGUUGUAAAAAUUUUAACUACAAAAGUCUUAGAGCAGAGGUGUAGCCAGUGCCAUCACAGAUAAAAGAAUAUAUAUCCAGUAAUAACUUGUCAAUUUUUUCAACCUGGUAUUCUGGCCUCCCGUGUGUUGAAACCACCCAGUUUUGCUCUUGUAGUCUUUGAGAUGUCCUGCUCCUUGUCAAGCUCACAACUGCUUAGGAUUGUGUCAGUCAUAAUUUAUAAGGAGGCACAUGUCGCACACUAUGACUGUUUAUAAAGGGGACCCACAGCAUUCCAUCCUAAAUCCUCUUCUGUCAUUUACAUUUUAAUUUUUGCUUCCAUGGACAAUCAUUUAAUUUAUAUGCCAAUGGCAUCUACCUCACUACUCAGCCUACAUCUUUUCACACUUCGUAAAAAUGUUUGCAAAGCAUUUUUUUGAAGUUAAAACUACACAUGCUGUGUAAGAAAGGUUGGUGAUCUUCAAUGAAAUUUAUCAUUCCAUUAUAGUUUUAUCAAAUACAGCCAGUAACCUUGGUAUGACUGAUUUCAUACUUUUAUUAAAAUAAAUAUAAAAUUUGUCAUUGCCCACUUACAUUCCUGCCUCACGUGCAAUGAUAUCAUCUCCAGAAAGAAAGAAUGAACUAACUAAACAUCAAUAUGAAUUAAUUUCCUAAGAUUUGUACAACCUGUUUCAGCAGCGGAGAUGCACAAGCCAGAGUUGCCAGACUUGAACUGAUUUAUCAAUCCAAUCAUGGUUUAAAUUAAACCUAUCAACUGAAAAAUCUAAAAAUAAUCUCAAAUGGCCACUAAAUCUAAAAGUGUUAUAUCAGCACAAAGUUAUGUUUCCAAAUCGAUUUGAUCCAUCCUCUGUGUUCAUGAUCUGGCAAACUUGAUUGAGACGUGCAAUUUUCACUGGUAAUGCGGUGUUUAACAGUGCAGCACUGCAACAUCAAACCUUCAGAAAAGAUCAAGCAAAGAUGUGUGGCUACAAUAUCUUAUGCUAAAUAAGUAAAUACAAGCUUAACAAACAGAGCUUUGCAGUAAAAUAUUUUCAUGCAGGCGGCAGUCUAAGGCCCUGUCCACACGGCAACGGAUUCAGGUGAAUCUGAUAAAAUUGUUUAUCGUUUCGGCCUGGUGUCCACACGGCACCGGGAUAUUUUUUGAGAACGGGUUCCAGAGUGGAAAAAUCUGGCAACAGUGCCGUUGCGAAGUCGUCUGGAUGAGUAGAACGGAUUUGUUUACGAUGAUGUCACAACCACAUGACUAGAAUAAGCAGCACUCUCGCUGUUUUGUAUGAACCACUGCAUUGCAUUCACUUUUGUAUACAGCUUUUCUUUUAAAUAAACAAGUAACUGAA